Symphalangus syndactylus (siamang) is the source of this 3571-nucleotide messenger RNA. It is a transcript of the gene MTA2, whose product is annotated as metastasis associated 1 family member 2. The record is from RefSeq and is a predicted model, not a curated record. Gene Ontology annotation, molecular function: chromatin binding; transcription corepressor activity; sequence-specific DNA binding. Gene Ontology annotation, biological process: negative regulation of transcription by RNA polymerase II. NCBI's taxonomy places the organism in Eukaryota, Metazoa, Chordata, Mammalia, Primates, Hylobatidae. Gene Ontology annotation, cellular component: NuRD complex; nucleoplasm.
AGACAUUCCCGAUCGCGCAUUUCCCUGGAAGGCGCGAACGGCGCCCUUGCACACACUGUUUAGACCCGCUGGCUGAGCCGGGCAGCCCCAGCCUAGGCCUUGACUCCCGCUGCCUGAUGAGGGGCAAUAAACCAGAACCAAAGUCGCCUCCCGGUGCUUUUGUGGGGCGCUGCCGGGCGCCUCCGGGGCCCUGUGGGGUGGGGACAAAGGAAAAGAGGCAUGCGGAAAGGGUAAGGGAGCGUAGACCAUUUAUGCAAAUGACAGGCAAAGCCGCUUGCAAAUAACCUGGCGAAGCGCUAAGGCGCGCGAGUCUUUGGGGCGGGAGGAGGAGCUGCAGGGUUCCAGCGAGGACAGAGUUAAGCCCGACUCCUUUCCUGCCCUCGGAAAAGGCGGUGGGGCCGAGCUGCGACGGAAAUAGCCGAGCGAUUGGCCGACAGGAGCCGAACUUCUUCCGGAAGUAGCCGAUCUGCGGGGUCUCGCUCUCCGACCUGAGCCGAGCAGUGGGCCUUGUUCUCCGGAUCGGCCGAAGGUGUUCCGGAAGGAGGCGAACCCUGAGGCGGGCCCGGCAAGCCUUCCCCGCGGCCGGCAGAGCCCAACGACUAGUGGGACUCCGCGGGGGCGGGGGUAGCUGGAGCCUGGCUCUGGCCUGGCAGGAGCCGAGCUCGUUCCGGAAGAAGCCGAGCGGACGGGGGCCAGCCUCAGCGUCCCGGGAGUGAGGCGAUAGCUGCGGCGGCGACAGCGCGGGCCGGGAUGAACCGCGACGGCUGAGACAGCGGAGGUGCCGGCUGCGCGGGCCCCAGUGAGACUCCCUCGAAGCGCCAGCCCACCGUUCGGGGCUUUGCCUCGAGCCGAGCCCUGCCCCCGCGAGCCUCCCGGACCCCUUUGUGCGGCCGGAGGCGGCGGCGGGAACGGCCAUGGCGGCCAACAUGUACCGGGUGGGAGAUUACGUCUAUUUUGAGAACUCUUCCAGCAAUCCUUACCUGGUUAGACGGAUUGAGGAGCUCAACAAGACUGCAAAUGGAAAUGUGGAGGCAAAGGUUGUCUGUCUUUUCCGGCGCAGGGACAUUUCAAGUAGCCUCAACAGCCUGGCUGAUAGUAAUGCCAGGGAAUUUGAAGAGGAAUCAAAGCAGCCAGGGGUGUCUGAGCAGCAGCGCCAUCAACUGAAGCACCGGGAACUUUUUCUUUCUCGGCAAUUUGAAUCAUUACCAGCCACCCACAUACGGGGGAAAUGCAGUGUGACCCUCUUGAAUGAGACAGAUAUCUUGAGCCAGUACCUGGAAAAGGAGGACUGCUUUUUUUACUCACUGGUGUUUGACCCUGUGCAGAAGACACUUCUAGCUGAUCAGGGCGAGAUUAGAGUUGGUUGCAAAUACCAAGCUGAGAUCCCAGAUCGCCUAGCAGAGGGAGAAUCUGAUAAUCGGAACCAACAGAAGAUGGAGAUGAAGGUCUGGGACCCAGACAACCCUCUCACAGACCGGCAGAUCGACCAGUUUCUCGUGGUGGCCCGAGCUGUGGGAACCUUUGCAAGAGCCCUAGAUUGCAGCAGCUCCAUUCGGCAGCCAAGCUUGCACAUGAGUGCAGCUGCUGCCUCCCGAGAUAUCACCCUGUUUCACGCCAUGGAUACCUUGCAAAGGAACGGCUACGACCUGGCUAAAGCCAUGUCGACCCUGGUACCCCAGGGAGGCCCGGUGCUGUGUCGGGAUGAGAUGGAGGAAUGGUCAGCCUCAGAGGCCAUGCUAUUUGAGGAGGCCUUAGAGAAGUAUGGGAAGGACUUCAAUGAUAUUCGCCAGGAUUUUCUACCCUGGAAGUCACUUGCCAGCAUAGUCCAGUUUUAUUACAUGUGGAAAACCACAGACCGGUAUAUUCAGCAGAAAAGAUUGAAAGCUGCUGAAGCAGACAGCAAACUGAAACAGGUCUACAUCCCCACCUACACUAAGCCAAACCCUAACCAGAUCAUUUCUGUGGGUUCAAAACCUGGCAUGAAUGGGGCUGGAUUUCAGAAGGGCCUGACUUGUGAGAGUUGCCACACCACACAGUCUGCUCAGUGGUAUGCUUGGGGCCCACCUAACAUGCAGUGCCGCCUCUGUGCUUCCUGUUGGAUCUACUGGAAGAAAUAUGGGGGACUUAAGACCCCAACUCAGCUUGAGGGGGCCACUCGGGGCACCACGGAGCCACACUCAAGGGGUCAUUUGUCCAGACCUGAAGCUCAAAGUCUCUCUCCUUACACAACCAGCGCCAACCGGGCCAAGCUACUGGCUAAGAACAGGCAAACUUUCCUGCUUCAGACCACAAAGCUGACCCGUCUUGCCAGACGCAUGUGCAGGGACCUAUUACAGCCAAGGAGGGCUGCCCGACGGCCUUAUGCUCCUAUCAAUGCCAAUGCCAUCAAAGCAGAGUGCUCCAUUCGACUUCCUAAGGCCGCCAAGACUCCAUUGAAGAUUCACCCUCUGGUGCGGCUGCCCCUGGCAACUAUCGUCAAAGAUCUGGUGGCCCAGGCACCCCUGAAACCAAAAACACCUCGGGGUACCAAGACACCGAUCAACAGAAACCAGCUGUCCCAGAACCGGGGACUGGGGGGCAUUAUGGUGAAACGGGCCUAUGAGACUAUGGCAGGGGCAGGGGUUCCUUUCUCUGCCAAUGGAAGGCCUCUGGCUUCAGGGAUUCGUUCAAGCUCACAGCCAGCAGCCAAGCGUCAGAAACUAAACCCAGCUGAUGCCCCCAAUCCUGUGGUGUUUGUGGCCACAAAGGAUACCAGGGCCCUACGGAAGGCUCUGACCCAUCUGGAAAUGCGGCGAGCUGCUCGCCGACCCAACUUGCCUCUGAAGGUGAAGCCAACGCUGAUUGCAGUGCGGCCCCCUGUCCCUCUACCUGCACCCUCACAUCCUGCCAGCACCAAUGAGCCUAUUGUCCUGGAAGACUGAGCACCGGUGGGGAAGGGAGGUGGGCUGAGAGGUAGAGGGUGGAUGCCCAGGGCACCCAAACCUCCCUUCCCUUUCGUGUCGAAGGGAGUGAGGAGUGAAUAAGGAAGAGAGCAAGUGAGUGUGUGUCCCUGGAGGGGUUGGGCGCCCUCUGGUGUUACCACCUCGAGACUUGUCUCAUGCCUCCAUGCUUGCCGAUGGAGGACAGACUGCAGGAACUUGGCCCAUGUGGGAACCUAGCCUGUUUUGGGGGGUAGGACCCACAGAUGUCUUGGACAGUUUUGGGGGGAGGGUUUUUUAAUUUUUUAAAAAUUUUGCCUCCCUUUGUGAAAGGGGAUGGGGAGGGGAAGAGUAAACAGAUAACAGGUGGUGGUACCUGGUUGGGGGAGGGGGGCGUGCACUGCCAUGUCUUUUUUUUUUUUUUUUUCCUAAUUGGGGGUUUCUCUUUCUGUCCGGUGUCCGGACUUUCCUAAUUGGAGUUUGAGGCCCCUAAGCUGGCAUCAACCCCAGGCCACGCUCGCUCUUUCCUUCCCUCCCCUCCCCCUCCGCCUUUUGUACGCCAGUUCUCAGAAAUAAAGAUCUUUUGUCCGUUUUUUUAACCUCGGAUUCUGUAAUUGGUUCUUAUAGUAACAAAUAAAAAGCUGUUUUCUUCA